GAAAUCAUCGUCCCACUGAAGCUGGGAGUGAUGAGACUGAACAUUGUUAGAUACGACGAUGGGCUAAUGGUCGGCUAUGAGCUGCGGGUCGGUCUGCGGGGAAGCUCUAGCGCCGUCUUGCUCACUCCAGAAGCUCUUGCACUUCCAAUGCUGGCCAUACACGACCGUGAUCAUGAUGAACAAAGUACGCCCCGUCGCUCGCUCGAUUUUACGCCCGAACUUGCCGAGGCCAAAAGCACAGUCGUGUCUCUGUCAGCGCCCAGCUCGUGCUCUUACAACGACAACGAAGCCGCGCCACGCCUCGGUAGCAGCGAGCCAGACUGUAAACCACAAUGAUCAUACCGACAAUCAGUCGGUCACUGCCAUGGGACUGACUACUUCCGGUUCUCGCCUCAAAAUCCGUAAAUACCCGACCUUUUCCUCGCUCGAGGAAGAACGCGUGUACCGGAAGCAGCAUCUUGCGGCAGCUUAUCGUGUCUUUGCGAUGCGUGGAUUCGACGAGGGUGUUGCCGGACACAUCUCUGUGCGCGAUCCAAUUCUUGAGGACCACUUCUGGCUGAAUCCGUUGUCAACACAUUUCUCCCAGAUCAAGGUGUCAGAUUUGAUCUUAGUGAAUGAGCAGGGCCAGGUAGUGGAGGGAGAGCAGCCGAUCAAUGCUGCAGCCUUUGCCAUUCACAGUGCAGUGCACAGGCGACGACCCGACGUGCACGCAGCGUGCCAUGCGCACAGCGUAUACGGAAAGGCAUGGAGUGCGUUCGGGCGAGAGCUCGAUAUGUACACACAAGACUCGCUUAGGUUCUUCAAAAGCCAUGGUGUCUACAAGCAGUUCGGCGGCGUAGUAUUGGAGGGCGAUGAAGGCGACAGAAUCGCAGAUGCGCUCGGCAAUGGCAAAGCGGCUAUCUUGCAGAAUCACGGGAUUCUGACAGUCGGACAGAGUGUCGAUGAAGCAGCAUUCUGGUUUUUGAGCCUGGACAAGACGUGCCAGGCACAAUUGCUCAUUGAUGCCGCAUCUGCUGGUAACGGUCACAAGCCGAAGGUUAUUCCCGAGAUAGAAGCAGCAGAAAGCUACAAGCAAGUAGGUACGCCGGAGAAAGGAUGGCUUGCGUUUCAGGGGUACUACGAUGAGGUUCUCGCCAAAACGGGAGGUGACUUCCUUAAUUGAGCAGUGAGCCAACACUUUUUACUACAUCUUCGCUGAAUUCAUCUUGAUCUUUUGAUCAUCUCAUUGUG
Molecule: messenger RNA, 1230 nt
Organism: Boeremia exigua
Lineage: Eukaryota; Fungi; Ascomycota; Dothideomycetes; Pleosporales; Didymellaceae
Product: class II aldolase/adducin N-terminal
Exons: 1
Coding region: 77-1162 (361 amino acids)
Cellular component (GO): cytoskeleton
Molecular function (GO): actin filament binding
Source: RefSeq, a predicted model, not a curated record